AACAGCACUCUCAAAGUGAAGAAGACAAGACAGCAUUGUUUUAACAGGAAGGCUACUUUCAUCUACUGAAGGAUGAGGUCGGAGUCAUCUUGAGGAUCAGCUGAAUUUUUCCAGAUCUGUGAGGAACUGAGUAAUCAAAGAUUCUGGACAAUGAAUGUGUGCGACUUUCCCUGCGUCAGCUCAGGUAGACUUGCGGAACUUAAGGCCAUGAUAUUUUAGAGAAGUGGACCAAACAUACAGAAGGCAUCUCUGCCCUUAUUGUCUUCUGGUCCUCUCUGGAUAAGAUUGAUGCAGUUUUCUAAUGUAAACAUGCUGUGUGAUGAAAAUCCAUCAGAGAAGGCAAAAUCUGGAGGACAGCAGUCGGGGAUCUCCUGUUUGGACCCAUCUUUUAUUUACAUUAGGAAAACCUUCAGGGAUCCAAACAUUUAGAUACAAAAGAUGAUCCCAAGAUAGAAGUUCUGGGUACCAUCCUAAGCUACUCAAAAGCCACUUGCGGUGAUAACAGCAGGUGAUUUGGGAAAUAUUUGCUUGGGUGUGGAAGAUUAUCAACACUUAAUGAAGAACGCAGUGAAGUACAAUGUCUUAUUGACCACACCUGAAACGUAUGGUCAAUUUCCUCUUUGUGGCAGACACUGAACCCAUUUUUUGGCUUGUUUUCAAAAGCAGAUGUUAAAUGUGGAAGCCUAUAUACUCUUGCACCAGAAAUACUACCAGAAGCAUUUUUAUUCACAUGAACUUUCAAUGGGUCAUUUGCGUAAAGGAAUUUUGACAAUGGUUGUCACGUAGAAAAUAUCAGCUAUGGGGACACAUUAUGUUUUGUUUUAGUGUUUAUCUGAUGAGUUUAAGAAAAAGAAACAUGUAUAAAGAUGACUUGUAUAGCGAUUUAAGGAAUGGUUUGAAGUCAAGUGUCUAUAUGACAAGCAAGAAGAAUGUAAAUGUACAGUCAGACUUGGAGAAGGGUCAAGUAUGCAAGUCUAUAAUCGAUAAAACAACAAGGCAAGAUCUCCUGAUUGGACUUUCAUGAGAAAUUUAGCCUUAGGCACUCCAGCCUGGUGAAAAGAUCUUUCUGUAAAGUGACCAAAAUAAGUGUGAAAAUAAUAAACAAGAUGGAAUGACCACAUGAAACACUGAUCUGCAUGCCAAGAUGUCCUUUGGCUGCCAAGACUGAAGAUUAAUUUAUAACUAAAGAAGAGAGAAACAGUGAAUAGAAAGAGGCCGAGUAUACAUGAUCAAUAUCCUGUUUGCCACUACUAUGAGAAGUGCUUACUCCUUUAGAUACUGCACAUGUCAAUAGUUUAGCCAAAGUGAUAUGCCUGUAGUAUAUGCUGUCUUGCUGCUAGUGAAAGCAUUGAACUAAAAAUGGCUGUAUAUUGUCACUGGAUUGUUUUGAAGGCUUGUUUUAAAUGACAAAUGGUUCAUCAGGGUUUCCUUACAAAUGCUUUGGGAAACUCAAAUCAGCAGGAAAGAUGGGAACUAGACAGAACACUGCUAUAGCAGCUGGCCAUUGCUAGCAAUAUCUGUGACUUCUAAUAUGAAAUUCUACUACCAGGCAAUAUGACUUUAAAUAUGACCAGUAUGGAUGGAGAAAUGCUAAUUGCAGAAAAGGAUUCAUCUUUUCGCAUCCUUACAGGCUGUUUCCUUUCAGUUCUAAUACUCUCAACUCUUUUUGGAAACACUUUGGUCUGCGCAGCUGUCGUCAGAUUUCGCCAUCUGAGGUCAAAAGUCACAAACUUUUUUGUGAUCUCCCUAGCUGUGUCCGACCUUUUGGUAGCAAUGCUGGUCAUGCCUUGGAAAGCUAUUGCAGAGAUUGCUGGCUUCUGGCCAUUUGGUUCAUUCUGUAAUAUAUGGGUUGCUUUUGAUAUAAUGUGUUCAACGGCGUCCAUCUUGAACCUUUGUGUCAUCAGCGUUGAUAGGUACUGGGCCAUUUCCAGCCCUUUUAGAUAUGAAAGGAAAAUGACCCCGAAAGUAGCCUUUAUAAUGAUAAGUGUUGCAUGGACCUUAUCAGUCCUGAUAUCUUUCAUUCCUGUGCAACUUAACUGGCAUAAAGCAAAAACAACCAGUUUUUUUGACCUAAACAUGACCUUGCAAGGCACCACGAUGGAUAACUGUGACUCCAGCCUAAACAGGACAUACGCAAUUUCUUCAUCACUGAUUAGCUUCUAUAUACCAGUGGCCAUUAUGAUUGUAACCUAUACACGGAUAUACAGGAUAGCAGCAAAACAAAUACGGCGCAUCUCAGCUCUAGAAAGGGCUGCUGUGCAUGCCAAAAACUGCCAAAACAGCACAGGCGAUAGAGGUAGCAUUGAUUGCCAGCAACCUGAAAGCUCUUUGAAGACCUCAUUUAAAAGAGAAACUAAAGUAUUGAAGACAUUGUCAGUGAUUAUGGGAGUUUUUGUAUGCUGUUGGUUGCCCUUUUUCAUCUUGAACUGUAUGGUGCCAUUUUGCGAUCCGAGUGUUUCGGCAAGUGGUGCGGAACCAUUCUGCAUCAGUUCAACCACAUUUGACAUUUUUGUGUGGUUUGGGUGGGCAAAUUCUUCAUUGAAUCCCAUCAUAUAUGCUUUCAAUGCAGAUUUCCGCAAGGCUUUCUCAACCCUACUAGGCUGCUACAGACUCUGCCCUACAUCGAACAAUGCAAUUGAAACAGUCAGCAUAAAUAAUAAUGGGGCAGUCAUCUAUUCAUGUCAGCAGGAGCCCAAAGGUUCAAUUCCAAAUGAGUGUAAUUUAGUUUACCUAAUUCCACAUGCUAUUAUUUGCCCUGAAGAGGAGGUCUUGAAAAAAGAAGAGGAAAGUGGUUUCUCUAAAAGUUUGGACAAAAUAUCUCCUGCAUUCUCCGGGAUUCUAGAUUAUGAUGCAGAAGUUUCGCUAGAAAAGAUAAAUCCUAUCACGCAAAAUGGGCAGCCAAAAACCUGAAGAAGCAGAACUGAUGGUGCAAGCUAUAAGGCCAUUAUAACAUGGAGCAAGGCUUCUACUUGGACAUCAUUUCAGAUCCUUAUUGGAUAAGGCAUCUGACUUUCAAAUGGAUUUCUAACAAUGAAUUCCAAUGUAUUUUGUAUAAGUGUUUAUUUUUGUGAUGUUAACAGGGAAAUAAGCUUAUAAAUACAAGACCAUUUCAUAGAUGGUGCAUACAGUGCAUACUGUAUUACGAGAAUGUGUUUUUGUUUAUUGUGCAGAUGUUUGACAAAAACAGACGUCUUUCACUAAAAAUGUACAGGAGUCAGUAGAGUGUACAAAAGUUAUGGCAUGUAAAGCAGGCAAAGUUGAACAGCUUGGAAGACAUGCUAAACACUAGCAGAGUGGUCAGUAGGCCAAGGUAGAGUCCCUAGAGUGGUGGAUAUAAAUAUAUAAUUGCAAAGUUCAUUUGCAAUUGAUUGAAUAUUGAAAAACAGCAAUGUAUUUGACUUGUAGCAAAUUACUUAAGCCUUUAUUUCCACAUUUUUCAGACUCAAAUAAAUAUAUGCCAAUGAUAAACUGAUUUCAGGGAAAAAACUAACCAAAUUCUGUCAAGACACAACUUGUAUGUGCCAUAAUUUGUAACUUUGUUGAGUGUUUGGAUCCUUAAGGAUCUGUUGCUGAUUUCUUCUUCAUAGUUUAGGAGAGAAAAGAUAAACUGCUAUUCAUUAACAUCAUUUAUUUCAAUACACAUUUAGUUUGUGUAUUGAAAGUUUAUAGAAUUUAAUUCAUCACAAAAUUAUCAUUUAUCAAUUAGCAUUUUUAAUCUAAGAGAUAAUGUACAACUGGCAACACUUUUGCCGUCAAUAAUUUGGUUAAUGUAUUGUGUCUCUAUCUGUAUAAUUUUAGGUUCUUUAAAGUGCAUCUAAAACCUUAACACACUGGUGGUAGUAUUUCUAUGGAUGCAGCCUAUGGGUUCAUUAGGAAACAGUGCCUUGUAAAGUUUAAUGAUGCCUUAUAAGUGUUAGGCAUUAAGGGGGUUAUUCAGGUUUGUUAGCAUACCAAAAAAGUUAGCAA
Molecule: messenger RNA, 3966 nt
Organism: Pseudophryne corroboree (corroboree frog)
Lineage: Eukaryota; Metazoa; Chordata; Amphibia; Anura; Myobatrachidae
Gene: DRD1
Product: dopamine receptor D1
Exons: 3
Coding region: 1555-2910 (451 amino acids)
Biological process (GO): G protein-coupled dopamine receptor signaling pathway; vasodilation; adenylate cyclase-activating adrenergic receptor signaling pathway
Cellular component (GO): plasma membrane
Molecular function (GO): dopamine neurotransmitter receptor activity, coupled via Gs; G protein-coupled receptor activity
Source: RefSeq, a predicted model, not a curated record